Molecule: messenger RNA, 2111 nt
Organism: Hippoglossus stenolepis (Pacific halibut)
Lineage: Eukaryota; Metazoa; Chordata; Actinopteri; Pleuronectiformes; Pleuronectidae
Product: carbohydrate sulfotransferase 12
Exons: 5
Coding region: 174-1040 (288 amino acids)
Biological process (GO): carbohydrate biosynthetic process; proteoglycan biosynthetic process
Cellular component (GO): membrane
Molecular function (GO): sulfotransferase activity
Source: RefSeq, a predicted model, not a curated record
CAGCUGUGCCAAUUACCCUCCCUGGCACAGGUGGAUGUGCUCUGCUGAGCCACCUCCACAAGUGGCUCUGAAUCUUAUUCACUCCAGUGUGUUUUUUAAGGUUUUGUUCAGUCGCUGUAUUGUCAUUGUUUCUGGUUCAUUAGCAUAGGCUCACUUCUAUAAAUCCAGCUGCCAUGGCACUAUGCAGAGAACUCCUGCAGCACCCUGGAUUUAUUGGAUUGAUUUUUCUCAUGUUUAGUUACGGAUGGGACAUGUACCAGCAAAACAGAGCUGAGAGGAUGCAUAAUUUACAGGAAAUGAGAAAACAGCUGCUAAAAGAAAACUGUAAACAUGACAAAGAGGCCACUUCUAAGCGGAAACACGGUUUCGAAGACAUAAGUGACAGCGAGCUGAAGCACCUCAUUGUGGAUGACAAGCACGGCAUCAUCUACUGUUACAUUCCCAAGGUUGCAUGUACCAACUGGAAGAGGGUGAUGUUUGUACUGAAACAGGGGGAGCCAUAUCAGGACCCUAGUUCCAUAUCUGGUUCGAUGGUUCAUGUCCCUGGCACGUUACCUCUUUUAAAAAGCCUCCCAAGAAUAGAGAUAAAGGCAAAGCUGAAGCACUACACCAAGUUCCUGUUUGUACGGGACCCGUUCAUCCGUCUCACCUCCGCCUACCGAGACAAAUUCGAGAAAGACAACGACUUCUACUAUGACACCUUCGCCCGAGACAUCCUGCGUCUCUACGGCAACCAGCCUAAUCCACCACAGACGAUGGCCGAGGCGUCAGCAUCAGGCGUGCACAUUUCAUUUUACAACUUUAUUCAAUACCUGCUGGACCCACAGACAGAGAGGGAACUGCCCUUUGAACCUCACUGGAGGCAGAUGCACCGUCUUUGCCACCCCUGCCUCAUACAGACCAAGUCUAGCUCCUCCUUCCCCCUCCUCUGGACGACGUCUAGCUCCUCGACCCCCCUCCUCUGGACCACUUCUAGCUCCUCCAUUCCCCUCCUCUGGACCACUUCUAGCUCCUCCAUUCCCUCCUCUGACCACGUCUAGCUCCUCCAUUCCCCUCCUCUGGACCACUUCUAGCUCCUCCACCCCCUUCCUGUAGGCCACUUCUAGCUCCUCCAUCCCCUUCCUCUGGACCACUUCUAGCUCCUCCAUCCCCUUCCUCUGACCACUUCUAGCUCCUCCAUCCCCUUCCUCUGACCACUUCUAGCUCCUCCAUCCCCCUCCUGUAGGCCACUUCUAGCUCCUCCAUCCCCUUCCUCUGGACCACUUCUAGCUCCUCCAUCCCCUCCUGUAGGCCACUUCUAGCUCCUCCAUCCCCUUCCUCUGGACCACUUCUAGCUCCUCCAUCCCCCUCCUGUAGGCCACUUCUAGCUCCUCCAUCCCCUUCCUCUGGACCACUUCUAGCUCCUCCAUCCCCUUCCUCUGGGCCACUUCUAGCUCCUCCAUCCCCUCCUCUGGACCACUUCUAGCUCCUCCAUCCCCUUCCUCUAGGCCACUUCUAGCUCCUCCAUCCCCUUCCUCUGGACCACUUCUAGCUCCUCCAUCCCCUUCCUCUAGGCCACUUCUAGCUCCUCCAUCCCCUUCCUCUGGCCACUUCUAGCUCCUCCAUCCCCCUCCUCUAGGCCACUUCUAGCUCCUCCAUCCCCUUCCUCUGGACCACUUCUAGCUCCUCCAUCCCCUUCCUCUGGGCCACUUCUAGCUCCUCCAUCCCCUUCCUCUAGGCCACUUCUAGCUCCUCCAUCCCCCUCCUCUGGACCGCCUCAAGCUUCUCCAUCGCCCCUGGAGACGAUGUCUGAUGUUGACAACACAACACAGUGCUAUUAUGCAGGAGAGCAGGGUUCGAUUUCAGUGUGAAACUUUAGCUUUUAUUUAUUUUCUCGCUCUUCCCAUUAUUACAUAGUCUGCGGUUGUCACCAGAUACAAAUGUAUCGCGCAUAAGACUUGCAUGAAACUUAAUCUCGUAUUUUUCCAUGAUGCCACCAGAAUGUUCAGCAUCGUGUUUGUGACAAAUGGAUGGACUGGAGUGAGAGAGGACUGUGUGCACCAGUGCUUGUGAACUGUAUGUGCAAUCAUUUCAGAUCUGGUAAAUAAUAUAAUAAAGUCUGAGUGAUGUUA